AUGACGAUUGUGUUCUCCAGGCAGCUCUCGGUACAGCCCCUCGGCGUGUCCGCCCGCGUUCGCAGCGGUGGACGCUCAGGGGCUCGGGCGCGCACGGCAGGGAACGAUUGUCUGGCGCCGGCUCGCGAAUGUCCCCCCAACCGGACCCGUUCGGGCAGCGGGGUCCCUGGUAGUUUGCGGAGCUCCGCGCGGGGCCUUGGAGGGACCCGCCUUCGGGGGCGUUUUGAUACCAGUCUCCUGGUUCAUGUGUGCAAGAGUUCUCUAGGCUUUAGAUCCAGGAGUGCAACUGCCGGGCUGCUAAGACCUCCGCAGGCCCUCAGUUUUCCAGGAUUUGCCAUAUUGUUUUGCGAGUGCUUUACGUUCGCGCGGCCCGCAUCUGACCCCCCAGUCCGUAGCCGGACACCCUCGCGAACGGUCGUGACGGUGCCGUGGAAGGCUUGGCACGGGAGAGGCGCUCGGACCCUGGCUCUGUGCCGGGAGGGAGCCACUCUAAGCUCCAACUUGAUCCGCUGUAAAAGGAGGUCUCAGCCAGGCUCUCGCCAAAAGAAAUUGCUAAUUGGGAAGCAGCGCCACCUGGUGGGGGACGAGGACAAUGCAAGCAAGCAGAUGUUCUUUCUCACUGACCUAAUUUAGAGAAAAUGGAACGUAAGAAAACAUUUGAGAUUGUAAGCCUGUGCCCCAAACCUUACAGAACGCAGGCAGCUGGCCAUAAAAGUAAUUUGAGCAAUCUCCUCUUUCAGUCAUCGCAUUCAAAGUUUAUUAUAAACCUCUGACACGCACUGAUGGUACCUGACGGUUUCCUCUGCACUCUUCCCCCC
Molecule: messenger RNA, 818 nt
Organism: Odobenus rosmarus divergens (Pacific walrus)
Lineage: Eukaryota; Metazoa; Chordata; Mammalia; Carnivora; Odobenidae
Exons: 5
Coding region: 1-633 (210 amino acids)
Source: RefSeq, a predicted model, not a curated record